This is a messenger RNA of Postia placenta MAD-698-R-SB12, 1008 nucleotides long. RefSeq lists its product as hypothetical. The transcript is spliced from 4 exons. NCBI's taxonomy places the organism in Eukaryota, Fungi, Basidiomycota, Agaricomycetes, Polyporales, Adustoporiaceae. The coding region runs from base 28 to 1008 and encodes 326 amino acids. Gene Ontology annotation, biological process: methylation. Gene Ontology annotation, molecular function: nucleic acid binding; methyltransferase activity; oxidoreductase activity, acting on the CH-OH group of donors, NAD or NADP as acceptor. The record is from RefSeq and is a predicted model, not a curated record.
CCACCAGCCUAUUUCUAGUUCGACAUAAUGCCCGCUAUCACCUCAGGAAAAGUCCUCGUCUCUGGUGCGAAUGGCUACGUCGCUAGUUGGGUCAUACGCACUCUCCUGGAGAGCGGUUACUCUGUUCGUGCUACUGUGCGCUCUGAGAGCAAGGGUGUGCAUCUGCGCAAGGUAUUUGCAAGCUACAACGACAGGCUCGAGCUAGUGGUCGUCCCAGAUAUCACUGCGGUCGGCGCUUUUGAUGAGGCGGUCAAGGGUGUGGAUGCUAUCGAGCACACCGCCUCUCCAUUUCACCUCAAGGCUGACGAGCCUGACGAGAUCAUCGUCCCAGCGGUGCGCGGCACUACAAGCAUGCUCGAGUCCGCGCUUGCGUACGGCACCUCCGUGAAGCGCGUGGUCGUCACAUCGUCCUGCGCGUCUAUCUUGAGCUUCGAUCCCACACCACGCAUCUACACGGAGAAGAACUGGAACGAGCAGGCGAUCGAGGUCGUCAAACUGAACGGCCGCAAUGCGCACCCGGCGAUUAAGUAUUGCGCGAGCAAGACACUCGCCGAGCGCGCAGCGUGGGAGUUCAUGGAGAAGAACCAGGGCAAGGUCCAGUGGGACCUGGUCGUACUCAACCCGCCAUAUGUCUAUGGGCCGAUUCUGCAGGAGGUCGGUUCGCCGGAGGCUCUCAACGAGAGCAUGCGUGAGUGUAACUCGUGGCUCGACGUCCGCGACCUCGGCAAAGCUCAUGUAUUGGCGAUCCAAACAGAGGCAGCCGGGGGUGAGCGCAUCAUCGUUUGCAGUGGCCCGUGGAAGUGGCAGGACUGGAUCAACGCUGCACGCAAGGCCGGUGCUGAUAUUCCCGCCGGCGACACGUCCUACGAUGCAGCAAAGGCAACGCAUUUGACGAGAUACGAUAUUGCGAAGGCGAACAGCAUUCUCGGCUUGACAUACCGUACAAUGGAUGAAACCACUCGCGAUAUUCUUGAUGACUUCAAGGAGAAGGGAUGGAUUAAGGUGUGA